CACCUCUAUUGGCAUCCCGCUUCCCUAAGGAAAUAACAAAAUUGUCCGGAAUUUUCAUUGUUUUUACUUAUUAAUAUAAUAAUGGCCAAACAUCAUCCAGAUUUAAUUUUCUGCCGAAAACAACCAGGAGUGGCCAUUGGGCGCCUGUGUGAGAAAGAUGAUGGAAAAUGUGUAAUUUGUGAUUCGUAUGUGAGACCGUGCACUUUGGUCAGAAUCUGUGACGAAUGCAACUAUGGAUCGUACCAGGGUAGAUGCGUAAUUUGUGGCGGACCUGGGGUUUCAGAUGCUUACUAUUGUAAGUCCUGCACUAUUCAAGAAAAAGACCGCGAUGGUUGCCCAAAAAUUGUGAACUUGGGCAGUUCCAAGACUGAUUUAUUUUACGAGCGCAAGAAAUAUGGUUUCAAACAAAACUAUUGAUUUGCAACAUUGAGGAAUACACUUCUAAUAAAUUUUUAUUGUAAUUCAAA
Messenger RNA from Drosophila willistoni, 467 nucleotides. RefSeq names its product PHD finger-like domain-containing protein 5A (gene Phf5a). The transcript is spliced from 4 exons. The record is from RefSeq and is a predicted model, not a curated record. Bases 82 to 417 code for a protein of 111 amino acids. Gene Ontology annotation, biological process: mRNA splicing, via spliceosome. Gene Ontology annotation, cellular component: U12-type spliceosomal complex; precatalytic spliceosome; U2 snRNP. Lineage: Eukaryota; Metazoa; Arthropoda; Insecta; Diptera; Drosophilidae.